Messenger RNA from Lachnellula hyalina, 600 nucleotides. RefSeq names its product Glucosamine 6-phosphate N-acetyltransferase. NCBI's taxonomy places the organism in Eukaryota, Fungi, Ascomycota, Leotiomycetes, Helotiales, Lachnaceae. The record is from RefSeq and is a predicted model, not a curated record. Gene Ontology annotation, biological process: UDP-N-acetylglucosamine biosynthetic process. The transcript has 2 exons. The coding region runs from base 1 to 600 and encodes 199 amino acids. Gene Ontology annotation, cellular component: Golgi apparatus; endoplasmic reticulum-Golgi intermediate compartment; endoplasmic reticulum. Gene Ontology annotation, molecular function: glucosamine 6-phosphate N-acetyltransferase activity; monosaccharide binding.
AUGAGCACCCCAACCCCAACCCCCACCGUCGACGCGACGACCACAGCCCUCGACUCCACGCACCUCAACGGCACCUCCGCAGAAACCGAAGCCGGCCUCUUCACAUCCGACCUCGUAUCCCCGACCAUCGCCGCCUCCCUCCCAGACACGUACACCCUGCGCUCCCUCCGCAAAAGCGACUACGCGCGCGGCUUCCUCGACUGCCUGCGCGUCCUGACCACGGUAGGCGACGUCACGGAAGCCCAAUGGGACGAGCGCUACACGUGGAUGAACACGCAGGGUAAGGGGGGUUACUACCUGCUGGUUGUAGAUGAUGGGACGCGGAUCGUUGGGACUGGGGCGUUGAUCGUGGAGCGGAAAUUUAUUCAUAAUCUAGGCAUCGUGGGACAUAUCGAAGACAUCGCGGUUGCGAAAGACCAACAGGGGAAGAAACUCGGGCUGAAGAUUAUCCAAGCGCUGGACUUCAUUGCCGAGAACAUUGGCUGUUAUAAGAGUAUAUUGGAUUGUAGCGAGGCGAACGAGGGUUUUUAUGUCAAGUGUGGGUUUAAGAGGGCGGGGCUGGAGAUGGCGCAUUAUUAUGAGGCGACGAAAAGUACAUGA